AUGGAGACUCUCAAAGCGGUCUUUUUCGGUCCUGAUCCUCAGGCACAGAUGAGAAAAUGCAACGCACUCAUCCGCGCCAAUACUCGCCAAUUAGACCGCGAUAUUGCACAGCUCAGGACUUUGGAGAACAAGACGCGGCAAUAUAUCAUGAACGCCUCACGUCGGGCCGAGCGAAACCCCUCACAAUCCAAGCAGGCCACCCAGGAGGCUAAAACCUUUGCUCGCGAACUGGUUCGGAUCCGGAAACAAUCUACCCGUCUGCACACGAGCCGAGCCCAACUACAGAGCGUCCAGAUGCAGGUCAACGAAGCAUUCUCGGUGCGGAAGAUUCAAGGAAGCCUGAAGAAGUCGACUGGCAUCAUGAAGGAUGUCAACACAUUGGUUCGACUGCCCGAAUUGAACGCGACGAUGCGUCAACUUUCAACGGAGCUGGUCCGGGCUGGUAUCAUUGAGGAAAUGGUAGACGAUGCGAUGCCAGACAAUGAACUCUACGAGGAUGAAGUCGAUGAGGCUGAGGAAGAGGUUGCCAAGGUCUUGCAGGAGAUCUUGCAGGGAAAGCUUGCGCAAGUCGACACGGUCAAAGCCGAGGAGCCAUUGGAGGAGACACCCGCCGUCGAAGAGCAGUUCGAAGAUCAAGAAGCCACUCUCGAACAAAUGAGAGGCCGACUGGAAGCCUUGAAGAGCUGA
Aspergillus pseudotamarii is the source of this 687-nucleotide messenger RNA. RefSeq names its product ESCRT-III subunit protein VPS24. The coding region runs from base 1 to 687 and encodes 228 amino acids. Lineage: Eukaryota; Fungi; Ascomycota; Eurotiomycetes; Eurotiales; Aspergillaceae. The record is from RefSeq and is a predicted model, not a curated record. The transcript is spliced from 2 exons. Gene Ontology annotation, biological process: late endosome to vacuole transport; protein transport; endosome transport via multivesicular body sorting pathway. Gene Ontology annotation, cellular component: multivesicular body; ESCRT III complex.